This is a messenger RNA of Cottoperca gobio, 1458 nucleotides long. RefSeq names its product parietopsin (gene parietopsin). Gene Ontology annotation, biological process: G protein-coupled receptor signaling pathway; visual perception. Lineage: Eukaryota; Metazoa; Chordata; Actinopteri; Perciformes; Bovichtidae. The transcript has 4 exons. The record is from RefSeq and is a predicted model, not a curated record. Gene Ontology annotation, cellular component: membrane. Gene Ontology annotation, molecular function: G protein-coupled receptor activity. Bases 371 to 1453 code for a protein of 360 amino acids.
AAUCCAUUUGCAUGCUGUGCUCUUUUUUUCCUUUUCUAUUAACAUCAAAGGGAAGAAAUAUUUCAUAAUUUGAAAAUUAAUUUUCUGGACUAAUUCAUCCCUGCUUAAUAUCCUUCAACUUUCCAAUUACCAUUAUAGCAGUGGGUUUAUUGGGAUUAAUCCAUUUCAAAUCGUGUUACGGACCAAUUUCCCAUAUUGCAUUUGGGGCUUUUUCCAUCAGACAGGUGCACAAUCCGAGAUCUUUGACAAUAAGCAAAGCCGAGUGGUUUAUCAGGGAUAAAAAAAUGAUAAGAUCAACGACGCUGUGUCCUGCGGAUUCACUCUCUGGCCUCACAGUUGUUCCACCAAAGCUGGACUUCAUUUAGGCACCAUGGACAGCAACAGCACGCCGCUGAGCUCCGGCACACAUCCUCCAUCCAUCCACACCGAGGUGGUGACUGUUACGUCCACCGUCUUCCCUCGGGUGGGCUACAGUAUACUUUCUUUCCUCAUGUUCAUCAACACAGUGUUCACAGUUUUUAACAAUAGUCUCGUCAUAACCGUGAUGCUGAGGAAUCCGUCUCUCCUCCAGCCUAUGAACGUUUUCAUCCUCAGCCUCGCGGUGUCUGACCUCAUGAUAGGCCUGUGCGGCUCCCUGGUCGUCACCAUCACCAACUACCAUGGCUCUUUCUUUAUCGGCCAUGCAGCCUGCGUGUUUCAAGGAUUUGCAGUCAAUUAUUUUGGUCUGGUGUCUCUCUGCACUCUGACCCUGCUUGCCUAUGAGCGUUACAUCGUGGUGUGUAAGCCGCGAGCUGGUCUAAAGCUGAGCAUGCGGAGGAGCAUCAUUGGGCUGCUUCUUGUCUGGAUCUACUGCUUGUUUUGGGCCGUGGCUCCGUUAUUGGGCUGGAGCUCCUACGGACCUGAGGGAGUCCAGACGUCCUGCUCUCUGGCCUGGGAGGAGAGAUCGUGGAGCAACUACAGCUACCUCAUCCUCUACACACUCCUCUGCUUCAUUGUGCCUGUCAUGGUCAUCAUCUACUGCUACUCCAAAGUGCUCAAAUCCAUGAAUAAGCUGAACCGGAGCGUGGAGCUCCAGGGGGGGCGUUCCAGCCAGAAGGAGAAUGAUCAUGCCAUCAGUAUGGUCCUGUCCAUGAUCAUAGCUUUUUUUGUUUGCUGGCUUCCCUACACGGCGUUGUCAGUGGUGGUAGUUGUGGAUCCAGAGCUCUACAUCCCUCCACUGGUCGCCACCAUGCCCAUGUACUUUGCCAAGACCAGCCCUGUGUAUAACCCCAUCAUCUACUUCCUUUCCAACAAGCAGUUUCGUGAAGCCGCUCUGGAAGUGUUGUCGUGCGGCCGCUACAUUCCCCACGCACCCACUACUGUCAGCAUCAACAUGCGCUCCUUGAACAGUAGGAGCCGGCUGACUUUCUUAAGCACUAACGUCAAGUCGCACAGCAGGGUGUUGCCUCUGUGACCGUC